AUGGAGAAGAAAGAGAAGCAUUUUGUGUUGGUUCAUGGAGCUUGUCAUGGAGCAUGGUGUUGUUACAAGGUGGUAACUCUGCUCAAGUCAUCAGGUCAUAAAGUUACAACUUUAGACCUGGCUGCGUGUGGCACACAUCCAAACCAAUAUCACCAGGUACCUUCAGCUGCUAAUUAUAUUGAGCCUUUGAUGGAAUUCAUGGCAUCUCUCCCACCAGAAGAGAGGGUCGUUCUGGUGGGACACAGCUUGGGUGGUCUUAGUAUAUCUGUUGCCAUGGAAAGGUUCCCUCAGAAAGUCUCCGUUGCAGUUUUUUGUACUGCUUUUAUGCCAAGCCCUGAUCUCAGUUUAACAACUUUGUUUGAAGAGUACACUGGAAGAGUAGAUUCCUAUGUGGACUCGGUAUACACGUUCGAUGCUGGGACAGACAAUCACCCUACCUCCAUACUUUGUGGGCCUAACUUCAUGGCAUCCAAGUUGUAUCAGCUCUCCCCACCUCAGGAUUUAACACUUGCAGUGUCAUUAGUGCGACCUCACCCCAUGUUAACUGCUGUAGAAUGGAAUAAAGUGGCAGCAGUGACCAAAGAGAAAUAUGGAUCAGUCGAUAGUGUUUACAUUGUGUGCGACCAAGACAAUAUUUUAAAACAAGAUUUGCAAAGAUGGAUGAUACAAAAGUAUCCAACCAAGUAG
Molecule: messenger RNA, 687 nt
Organism: Pistacia vera
Lineage: Eukaryota; Viridiplantae; Streptophyta; Magnoliopsida; Sapindales; Anacardiaceae
Product: methylesterase 10-like
Exons: 3
Coding region: 1-687 (228 amino acids)
Biological process (GO): salicylic acid metabolic process; jasmonic acid metabolic process
Molecular function (GO): methyl indole-3-acetate esterase activity; methyl salicylate esterase activity; methyl jasmonate esterase activity
Source: RefSeq, a predicted model, not a curated record